Molecule: messenger RNA, 465 nt
Organism: Nicotiana tabacum (common tobacco)
Lineage: Eukaryota; Viridiplantae; Streptophyta; Magnoliopsida; Solanales; Solanaceae
Source: RefSeq, a predicted model, not a curated record
AUGGUGGGUUGCGUGGAAGCAGCCAAAAUUUUUACAGUUGAGGAUUUGAAGAAGGCGACGAACAACUAUGCCAAUGAUAGAAUUCUUGGUCGUGGUGGAAAUGGAAUUGUCUAUAAAGGUAUUUUGCCUGAUAAUCGCGUAGUUGCAAUUAAAAAAUUUAAGUUUGUGGACGAGGAUCAAAUUGAACAGUUCAUCAAUGAGGUGCUUAUUCUUACUCAAGUCAACCACAGAAAUGUAGUGAGACUCUUUGGCUGCUGUUUGGAAGCUGAGGUGCCUUUACUAGUUUAUGAAUAUGUUUCUCAUGGAACUCUUUAUGAGCAUAUCCACAAUCAAAAUGGAGAGCCAUGUAUGUCUUUGCAAAAUCGACUACGAAUAGCUGCAGAGACAGCAAGUUCACUUGCUUACCUUCAUUCAUCUGCAUCGAUGCCAAUAAUUCAUAGAGAUGUCAAAUCUACUAACUGUUGA